AUGAAACGAGGAGCAUGUAUGGAUUUCGAUUCCAUUAAAUAUUACUACACAUGGACUGUGGACUAUGCUAGGAUACAGAACGACUUCAUAGACACUAUGAAAUCUAGCAGCGAUCCUAACUACGAGUUGCACGUACUGACAGAUACAAAUGCUCUCGUUGGUAUUAAAAAGAAAUCAAAUGGUGCUAAGUCCUCAGAAUGUAAAUGUUCUUCGGCUACCAGCUACAAUAGUGCAAAAUAUCAAUGUGUUAAACUAGACAGCUCUAAUACGUUUUGUAAGUGUCCGUGCUAUUCCAGGGCCCAGUUUGACUAUUGCAACAACGACUUUCCCCUGAGAAGUGGUGGUUACCCCACUUGUACACCAGAUAUACCACCAUUGAAAAUAACAGUUAAUAUCGACAAAGAAACAGUGCAGUCUUAUGACGCGUGUUUAAAAAUAAAUUGUUUGGACAAGGAAACAAGAAGCGAUUGUCUUCACUCUGGUGUGUGUGAAUGGAGUGAUGCCGAGAUGUGUUUAGUUGCGUGUAAAGUACACACGGGCGUUAGCGACAAGCGUGUAUUAAUCGGAUGGUCUGUGGCAUGUGUUCUGCUGGGUAUAAUAAUCAUCAUCGUUUGUGUGGUCUGCAAAAGGAAGCAAAAGAGAAAUGUUGCUGCAAAAAGGGAAACGCAAUGGCAGAAUUAA
This is a messenger RNA of Owenia fusiformis, 681 nucleotides long. The record is from the annotation of a GenBank genome assembly. Lineage: Eukaryota; Metazoa; Annelida; Polychaeta; Sabellida; Oweniidae.